Helianthus annuus (common sunflower) is the source of this 2331-nucleotide messenger RNA. Its product is annotated as cation/H(+) antiporter 1. Gene Ontology annotation, cellular component: membrane; endomembrane system. The coding region runs from base 1 to 2331 and encodes 776 amino acids. The transcript is spliced from 4 exons. Gene Ontology annotation, molecular function: antiporter activity. The record is from RefSeq and is a predicted model, not a curated record. Gene Ontology annotation, biological process: regulation of pH; proton transmembrane transport. Lineage: Eukaryota; Viridiplantae; Streptophyta; Magnoliopsida; Asterales; Asteraceae.
AUGGAUGAAACCGCGGAGUUAUCGUGCCCUGAUAACGACAUGAUGAACCCAGCGUUGACAUUGGCGACGCAGGUCUCCGCCAUUUUGGUUCUCUCCCAUGUGUUUCAGAUUUUCCUCAAACCGUUGGGCCAGCCUGCGCCGCUUGCUCAGAUCCUCGCAGGGUUUGUGCUAGGUCCAUCAGGCUUAUCAAGAUCACAAUCAAUACAUAUCUUCUUCUUUCAGGAUUUUGCUGUUGAUUUCUACGAAAGCAUGGCACUAUACUGUAGAAUCAGUAUCAUGUUCCUCAUUGGCCUUGAAAUGGACAUCCCAUUUUUAAUGAGAAACUUGCGUCCCGCAAGCAUUAUCGCGUGCGGUGGUUGUUUAAUGUGCACAAUAUUUGCAUCCACCAUUUCUUUCUUUGUAUAUGAAGAAACAGGAUCGCGUGGAUCGCGGUUCACAUUAGCAUUAGUCAUCACAGUGAUCUUAGCCAACACCGCAUCUCCAAUCGUGUUCCGUUUGGCUGCUGAUUUGAAAUUUGCAACCUCUGAUAUUGGAAGAUUAGCUAUAUCUUCUUCUUUGAUUGGGGACAUGUAUGCUGUGUUUAUUUUGGUUAUAAUAUCCGGUGAGAAAAACAAACGAACUGUUAACGGUUGGGCACUCAUGGCUUUCUUUUCGCUUCUACUUCUAGUGGGAAUUAUUAUUUUCACCUCGUAUUUAGUUAACUGGCUUAACCGACGAAACAGAAAUGAAAAGAAUCUUCAAGCGGUAGAAGUAAUGUUACUUUGUUCAGUCAUUCUUGUUGCUGCAAUGACUUUAGAAACUAUGGGAUUUAGCAGCAUAAUAGCUUGUUUUUUAAUGGGGUCCACAUUCCCAAGGGGCGGGAAAUCGGCCCGAACGUUACUAGCCAUUCUCACGUAUACGGUUCACAACUUCAUCUUCCCGAUUUACUUUGGUUACACCGGGUUUAAAGCGGAUACACGUUAUAUAAAUGAGUUGAAACGACUAGCUAUAGUUUUAAUGGUUAUUGUGUUGAGCAUUGGUGGCAAGAUCUUUGGGACCCUUGCUGCUUGUUAUUAUUUGAAGACACCAUUAAAUGAAGGUGUACUCCUUGCUUUUUUGAUGAACAUGAAGGGGCAUGUAGAUAUUUUGACUUUGACCACAGCUAUGCAGAAUAGAGUGAUUAACAGUGCAGUGUUUUACAAUUUAAUGGUUUCGGCUGUAGUCAUUAGUUCCAUACUCUCGGCUGCUCUGAUCGGUGUCUUGGUGAGAAGAGAAAAAGAUAUGAUAGGAAUCAAACACAUACCGAUGGAAUAUCAUAGUCCCGAUAAAGAACUAAAACUACUCGCGUGUGUGCAUAGUAGUCACCCUGUCAAUUCAAUGGUAAGACUCAUUGUAUCGUUAAGAGGGUCAGACAACGUUCCAAUUUCUCCAUACUUAAUGCAUUUAGUCGAGCUUCCCGAGCAGACAAAAAGAAGUUCAUCUCUAUAUGAGCAAGAAGAAGACGAACUUAGUGAAGAUGAAGAUGAUGGCAAAAACGAUGCGGUUGAAAUAAAUGAAACCGUUGAUAUGUUCAUCGAAGAAACAAAAAUGAUGAUUCAUCAAGCUAAAACAGUAGCACCUUUUACAACAAUGUAUCAAGAUGUUUGUCACUUUGCUGGUGAUAAGAGGACAUCGUUUAUCGUUCUUCCAUUUCAUAAACAUCAAAGAAUCGAUGGGAAAUUUGAGAAUGGUAAAGAAGGUAUAAGGAUUACUAAUCAAAAAGUGUUGAGACAUGCUAAGUGUUCAGUGGCUAUUCUUGUUGACCGCGGUCAUACUACAACGGGGACACAAGCUGCGGGUUCAGAAUCUUUGCAGCAAAUUGCUACUUUGUUUUUUGGUGGGCCCGAUGACCGUGAAGCGUUGGGGUUUAGUAAACGGCUUAGUACACAUCAUCAUACGAGUCUUACUGUCAUUAGGUUUUUACCAACAUCGGCAAAAGAUCCUAAUGGAGGAAUUGAUGUUUCACAUAAGGAGGAUGAUGUUUUUGUGACUAUACAAGAUCAGGAUACUGAAGUUGCAGAGGCUGAUAAUUCUGCCUUAGCCAAUUUUUAUCACAGGUAUGUGACAUCCGGGAAAGUGAGAUUUGUUGAAAAAUAUGUGGAUAAUGGGGUCCAAACAGGAAUGAUAUUGAGGGACAUGGCGGAAACCUACUCGAUGUUUGUAGUGGGCAAAGGCGGCAGAGGUGACUCUCUUUUAACAACUGGAAUAAGUGACUGGGAAGAAUGCCCCGAGCUUGGUGUAGUAGGCGAUUUCUUGGCUUCUAGUGAAUUUGAUACUAGUGGUUCGGUAUUAGUUGUUCAACAACAUAGAUGA